Cooperia oncophora is the source of this 450-nucleotide messenger RNA. The record is from the annotation of a GenBank genome assembly. NCBI's taxonomy places the organism in Eukaryota, Metazoa, Nematoda, Chromadorea, Rhabditida, Trichostrongylidae.
AUGAGUCCCGACAAAGAGAAAUCCAGACAACCGGUGUUCGACAUAAAGCUUCUCUAUACGGAUGAGGAUAUGAAUAUGACAGGCCUUCCCAAGUGGGAAGUGGAAGAGAAGAAAGAUGAUGAUUCGUUCUUCAUAUUGUGCAUUUCUUUCGGGAUUCUCUUUCUUCUUUUGAUCCUCCCAACGCUCCUACUACUGGUCCUUGGCGGGUACAAACGAUCAGAUAGGAAACGUAGUAAGGAGAAAUCACAAGUCGAAGAUCUUUCACACUUGGAUCACAUAUUCGAUCCUGAUGGACGCUACAGAGAAACCAAAUUCGAAGGAAUGCUUAACGAAGAUGCAGCAGAUGAUGUGGAAAUCCCGUCGAAAACGGAAAAAGAUGACUCAGCAAAAAGAGAAAAAGAAAAGAAAAAACCGGCUCAUUACAGUUACUCGUUUUAUUUAGAUCUGUAG